This is a messenger RNA of Marasmius oreades (fairy-ring Marasmius), 1557 nucleotides long. RefSeq lists its product as uncharacterized. Bases 1 to 1557 code for a protein of 518 amino acids. NCBI's taxonomy places the organism in Eukaryota, Fungi, Basidiomycota, Agaricomycetes, Agaricales, Marasmiaceae. The transcript has 7 exons. The record is from RefSeq and is a predicted model, not a curated record.
AUGGCCCACUUUCCGAUUCUGACCGCCUUCCUCUGUCUACCUAUCUUCACUCGAGCAUUAAUCCAAAGUUGGGAUAUCAUUAUAAACUCAACAGCGAAAUGCCAGGGUGGGUUUGAUUGGGCUUCAAAUAAGGAAGGGUCGUCGCCUUGUCUCAUACUGGCUGCUGUAUCUGCGCCUUGCUACGGAAGUUAUACCACAAAACCUCUCCUACCUAACGAGCAUUAUGAUGAUCCCGACCAGACCAACAGACAGAUAACAGCUUGCUCGUGCUCCUGGGCUGCUUACAAUCUACUCGGCGCUUGCACCGCUUGUCAAGGUCUAGAAUCGGAAAGCAUUCACAGUUGGCCACAGUACAGUACGAAUUGUGGCAACUACAAAUCCGACACAACGUUUUGGCCGUCUGAGUUCCAGAUCGGGGCCAAUCAAACAAUCCCGUAUUAUGCCCAAAAUAAUCCCAACAAUUGGAAGGAGCAGCGGUUUGACGUUUCAGAAGCCCAGGCGCUCGCAGCUCAAAACAAGCCCGAUUACACUGGUGUUCCGAUCACAGGCCCAGACCCACCAAAGAAAGGAAAACCUGUUGGAGCCAUUGUGGGCGGCACAGUAGGAGGAGUCUUACUCGUACUGUUCCUACUGCUGUUGUUCUAUAUGUGUCGCCGUAGGAGGGCCUCAUUGGGAGUACAGGAGGUUCCGGCUCGCAGACCAAGUUUCUUCAGCCCUGGUCAUGGCUUUGCAAGCGACUGGGAAUCGCGAAAACGAGGAAUUUCCAUGGUCAGCAACUCGAGUCUUGGCACCGUCUCCACGAGUCGCCCAUUCUCAUCCAUUGCGACUCCCUCGAUGUAUACUACCUAUGACAGACCCAUGGGGUCGUUCUCUCAAACUGGUCCAGCCUCUAUGUAUACGACCCCUUCGCAAAUGUCCCACUCGUAUCAACGUCACAGCGGAGUGAUAUCCCCUGCUCCAACGAUGCAAACGAUUGCACCUGGGCCACCGGACCAUAUCCAACCCUUCACGUUGAUGAGCACCGGGGAAGCCCCCGACACCCUCGCUUAUAGGCGGAAAGCGUCCUUAGGCGGAUCCCCUUCCGAGCUGGUAGGGCAAUCUGUUACGGUUCCUGCACUUUCGGCCCAGGUCACCGAACAGCAAAGGCCGCCUGCUAUGAAUCAUGAAGAGACACGCCAUUUGGAAGUUGUGGCGGAGGAGGAAGAUCAAGCCAGAGUCACUGGCAGAGGUCGGAGUGAAUCUCAGCCUCCUGCAUACAGUUUCCACCCUCCUUCUAACGAUAUGGCAUUGCCACACGAAGUCGCCGCUGCUCGACGGGAGGUAAAUGGUCAUGGGCACCUGCCGGUCGAGUCAUCUCCGGAAAAGGGAUCUCAGGCUAGUCAGACUUCGUGGACGUCGUCUGGAGAUGUAUCUCAAUCUACAGUUAAUUCCACGACUGGUAGUCAAGAACCAACGAGGGAGGAGGUACUACAGACACCGCGGCCAGAUCGUGACCAACGGUAUCGGUCGGUGUUGAGUGCGGAGAGUAGAGAUGAUUCGAGUCCGGAGGUUGCUUGA